Messenger RNA from Empidonax traillii (willow flycatcher), 3266 nucleotides. It is a transcript of the gene ARIH2, whose product is annotated as ariadne RBR E3 ubiquitin protein ligase 2. The record is from RefSeq and is a predicted model, not a curated record. Bases 200 to 1672 code for a protein of 490 amino acids. Gene Ontology annotation, molecular function: zinc ion binding; ubiquitin protein ligase activity; ubiquitin conjugating enzyme binding. NCBI's taxonomy places the organism in Eukaryota, Metazoa, Chordata, Aves, Passeriformes, Tyrannidae. Gene Ontology annotation, cellular component: ubiquitin ligase complex; cytoplasm. The transcript has 15 exons. Gene Ontology annotation, biological process: positive regulation of proteasomal ubiquitin-dependent protein catabolic process; protein polyubiquitination; ubiquitin-dependent protein catabolic process.
GUGGCCCGGCCCGGCUCCGCCCCGCCCGGCGGAGGUGACGCACCGGGCCGGCGGUUCCGGCGCGCAGGAGGAGCCCCGGGGCCGCUCCGCCGCCCGCCCGGAGACAGAGCUCAGAUGAAAUCAAAAGAACGAUAAAGUUUGGAGGAAAAAAAAGAAGCUGCGGUCGCUUUCCUGGUCUGCAGUUUGGCAGGGCAUUAAGAUGUCCGUGGACAUGAACAGCCAGGGCUCUGACAGCAAUGAAGAGGAUUAUGACCCUAAUUGCGAGGAGGAGGAAGAGGAUGAGGAUCCUGGGGAUAUUGAGGAUUAUUAUGAUGGGGUAGCUAACGACGUGGAGCAGCAGGGAGCAGAUGCCUUUGAUCCAGAGGAAUAUCAGUUCACCUGCUUGACUUACAAGGAGUCGGAGAGCACUCUGAAUGAACACAUGGCCAGCUUGGCUGCCACGUUAAAGGUAUCACAUGCUGUUGCAAAGCUAGUAUUAGUUAGUUUCCACUGGCAGAUCUCAGAGAUUUUGGAAAGGCACAAGUCUAAUGCUGCCCAAUUGCUAGUAGAAGCACGAGUUCAGCCCACCUCAUCCAAACAUGCAAUGGUACAUUCCUCCCACCACUGCGCCGUGUGCAUGCAGUUUGUCCGGAAGGAGAACUUGCUCUCUCUGGCUUGUCAGCACCAGUUCUGUCGCAGCUGCUGGGAGCAGCACUGUACAGUGCUCGUCAAGGACGGGGUUGGAGUCGGGGUCUCCUGCAUGGCUCAGGACUGCCUACUUCGGACACCAGAAGACUUUGUGUUUCCAUUGCUGCCUAGUGAAGAGCUGAAAGACAAAUACAGGCGCUACCUCUUCAGGGACUAUGUGGAGAGCCAUUACCAGCUGCAGCUGUGUCCUGGUGCAGAUUGCCCUAUGGUCAUACAGGUACAAGAGCCAAAAGCCCGGCGAGUGCAGUGCAAUCGUUGCAAUGAGGUCUUCUGCUUUAAGUGUCGGCAGAUGUACCACGCGCCCACGGACUGCGCUACCAUUCGGAAAUGGCUCACCAAGUGUGCAGAUGACUCUGAAACAGCCAACUACAUCAGUGCUCACACUAAAGAUUGUCCCAAGUGCAAUAUCUGUAUUGAAAAGAACGGAGGCUGCAAUCACAUGCAAUGUUCCAAAUGCAAGCAUGACUUCUGCUGGAUGUGUCUGGGAGACUGGAAGACUCACGGCAGCGAGUACUACGAAUGCAGUCGGUACAAAGAGAAUCCUGAUAUUGUAAACCAGAGUCAGCAAGCACAGGCCAGGGAGGCCCUUAAGAAGUACUUGUUCUAUUUUGAGAGGUGGGAGAACCACAAUAAAAGCCUGCAGCUGGAGGCACAGACAUACCAACGAAUCCAGGAGAAAAUCCAAGAAAGAGUUAUGAACAACCUGGGGACAUGGAUAGACUGGCAAUACCUACAAAAUGCUGCAAAACUACUUGCAAAGUGUCGUUACACCCUGCAGUACACAUAUCCGUAUGCCUACUACAUGGAGUCUGGUCCCAGAAAGAAACUGUUUGAAUACCAGCAGGCCCAGCUGGAAGCUGAAAUUGAAAAUCUCUCAUGGAAGGUGGAGCGAGCAGACAGCUAUGACAGAGGGGACUUAGAGAAUCAGAUGCACAUAGCAGAGCAGAGACGGAGGACCCUGCUGAAAGACUUCCACGACACAUAAGACAGGAGGAAGUGACGAAGUGCAGGGGUGAGAGCAGCGAGUGAAGUGAUGGCAGCUUCACUGGGAUAAGCAGGCACUGCCUCUGGGAGAACAUGGCCAAGGACAAAGCCACCCCUCCCCUUGCAAGUCAGACACAUGCAAACACCACAUCUUAGUCCAGUUUGUUCUCUUAUCUUUCUGUUUCUGUUUCUGCCAGGCUAGAGGCCAGAGCUCAGAUUGGCAUAUUUCCUGGGCCAUUUCCCUCCUGCCUUUGAUGGUUUCAGAAGGGGAGGGAGUUUUUCUCUGAAUGGCUGUUAAUAGUAUUAGAUCAUUACAGUUUAUGUAAUUUUCAACGGUUGUACAAUUAUACAGACAAACCUUAGAAUAACACACAACCCUUUUUAAAAAUAAAUUGGCAGUGGAGUGUUUUUCCUUAAUCUGCUUGUAAAUUUAAUGGGCUUUUCCCCCUCUCCCUCUCCCUUCCUCUGACCCAAAAAUCCUCCUAGGCACUGGAGGAGGUUACAAAAUAUCUCAGCUAUAUUUCCCGAUGCUCCUUUAACCAGGGCAUUGUAGCAUUGGCAUUGCAUGAGGAGAGUGGCUGGUGUUAAGGGUGGCUGCUGCUGUGUCUGGCCCGACAGUACCAGCAGUGGCUGUUAUUCAGUAUGAUUACAUGUGACAUCUCUUUUCUUGUCAAUCAGCUGUGCAAAAUCCAGCUACACAAACAGAAGCAAACAGAGGAAUUUCAAGGGACAGACCAGGUUAACAUUGGGGGAUAUGCCUUGAGUUUGAGAGAAAUCAGAUUCUGCAUUUGAUGGAUUUUAGGUCUUCCAUGUAGAUUUUUGCUUUACUUGUUUUUGUGGGGAGGAUGUUGUAUUGCCAAAGUGAGUGAUGAAGGAGUAGUAGCAUACAGUUGUUAAUCAAGGCUUGGGGCUUUUGCAGAGUGAAAGAAUCCAUGUUAUAACAGUGCCAUGCAGCCUGGUAAAGAUUAUUUGUGCCUCCUGGGUAGCAUGGCUAAGAAAAUUUGAUUUCAUUCAUUAAAGUGAGACUGAAUACCACUACGUUAUGAGGAAGAAAGAUUAUGUACAACACACUCCCUGGCACGUGUUGGCAAUGUGGUUGGGCACUUGAAUACAGGUGCACUACUCGUGCAGGGCCUGCACAAAGCCAGGCAGAAAAUUAACUAGCAAAAUUAAUUUAUUUGUAUAUUAGUAUUGAUGCUGGUGGGGACUUAUCAGAAAAUUGAUUGUUAGGAGCAUGUGGAGCUUUUUUAUUAACAUUCUUUUUUCUAAUGUAAAAUAUACACUAAAAUAAAAAUAUGAAAACCUAGUUCAUCUUAGUAGGGGUUAACAUGAAAAAGAUUGCUUAAAUGCUGAUCCUUGCCUGUCUGCUACAGGAAGCAGGCCACAUGUUAGUAUUUCACAGGCAUGUGUGUCACCUGCACCAGGAGCUUGUUGUUUGCAGCCAAAGGUACAGCCGGAGUCUGAUCUGAGGAAAUCUUCACCUCUGUGGGGAACUCACAGGAUUCUCUUCCAUGCUCUAUGUGGAAGUGUUGCCUUUGAUCUAUCUCUGUAUUGUUCUUAUGCAAUGUCACUUGAUAAAGAUUAAACUGGAGGGG